UCGCGUUAUCCAAGAUGGCGUCCAUGGUAUGCGAACUUCGUGUUUUCGUUUUUUUUGUGCCGGAAAAACUAUCAAAGUCUACAAGUAGGCUAAGUAUAAUAAGUCAUAAACUAGCGGAGGGGGAGACAGAUUAGUCUGAAAAAGAGCUGCAAAGAACGAGGAAAAGAAUGACAAUUCUGAUUGACAAUCACCUCCUGAAAAUAUAAUUGAUAGGCAAACAAGUAGAAAGAACUGUAGAGUUAUUUUCCCCUCAACCCCCUUCUACUACAGGACUACAUUGUAGGAUAUUCUUAUAAUGACUCACUUAGCUUUCUUAUGCUCUUAGGCGAGCUUAAAAGCUCUUCCAGCCGUCUCUAGUAUUGGCCCUUCUUUAGUAUCGGCCAUAUUCUUUUUUAAUAGAUAUAUAUUUUUAUAUUCAUUUUUUAGAUAUAUAUUUCCAAUUAAGUGUCCUCAGCUCUCUUUCUACAUAACAUAGAUUAUUUCUUUUGAGUGAGUGUUAUUUCAUAGUCGAAAAUUUGGACACCCAUGCACGGGUAUGGGUGUCCAAAGAAAGAAUCAUUGUACGCUUUUCUUGUGUAUUUUAUUUCUAAAUAGCCAUAUUUUGCUAUUCAAAAAGGAAAUCAGAAUACAUUUGGUCAGAGUGGAAUUUAGCCACUGCGUAUUUUUAUACACUGAAAUUUAAGGACGUCCCCAAGAGCCUUAAAAUAAACCAAAAAUAAGAACGGCCCAGCAACCUCAACUGAAAAUUAGGCGUUCUUGGCAAAGCAUCUGUCUUUGCCUACAUAAUAAAAUUUUACCCAGCAUGCUGUUCGUGGCUAAAGAGAAGGAAGUUCCCCCGUCCGCGUAGUCCUGGUGCAGAGCAACAAGCCCCCAUCCAAGAUGGCGGCCACGGGAAGUAGUUCGUCUGCAACCCGCGCUUUCGCACAGAAACUUAACAAGAACAAACCGGCAGCCGAGGUGAGGCGUAAUGUUGUCUCGAGUGUAUUCGUGAGUCAAGCAAGCAAGCGUUCCUCUACCAUAGAUGAAUCUUUUCUACAUUUGGCAUCAGGGACGGUUCCACUGUCAGAGGUUGUGAAUCCUUUGGACUUUGAGGAGUUUGUGCUACAGAAUCAGCCGUUGAAUGAUAAUGAACCUGAUGCACACAUGUUUGAUUUUCCUGACGAUGACAUAGAAGUCACAACCACCCCCCGCCACUGCCGCACCGUGCAGCCAACAAUACCUAAAGAUAUCAGUCUUGAUAGUGACCCUCAUUUGAAAGACUGCGUCCACACCUACCAAGCAGACUGGUCUAUAGUCAACAGAAGAUAUCAGUUCAGAAGUGCAGAAGAAGACAAACCUGAUUCAAGAAGAAGGAUCAAUCGUUCUAGAAGUUUCAUAAACACCCUUCCUAAGCAAAUUUAUGAGUCUGAUGAGAAAGUUAAAGACGAUCAGAAAUCAAACCAGGAGAAAUCUCAGGAUGGUGGGAGCAAACAACAAGAGGAUGCCCCCAAAGGCAGCUGGGCAUCAAGUAUAUUCGACCUCCAGUCUUCUCAGGCUGACGAGCAACUGCCAACACUUCUCAACCAUACCCCUGCUGAGGAGAUUGACCAAGAUAAUUAUGACCAGAGGCAGUUACAGAGAAUUCACUCUGUGUUCUCAGUCUUCCCUGCUCAACAGGAGGAAGGAAUUGAAAAGAGAGUUCCACCUACCAUUCCUCAGCAGCACUUUGGCCAGAGAAUAUUAGUCAAGUGUCUACAGCUCAAGCUUGAUCUCGAGGUGGAGCCCAUCUUUGCCAGCAUGGCGCUGUAUGAUCUUAGAGUCAAGAAAAAGAUUUCAGAGAAUUUUUACUUCGACAUGAACAACGAGUGGUGCCGCAAGCUGCUGAAGGACGAGAAGCGAGACAUCUCGACUCUGAGUAGAUCCGCCAUCUUCUCCAUAACCUACCCUUCCACAGAUGUGUUCCUUGUCAUCAAGUUAGAGAAGGUUUUGCAGCAAGGCGAUAUCAGCGAGUGCGCAGAGCCUUAUUUGAAGGAUACCGACAAUGCAAAGCACCGUGAUAAAGUGCGAGCGGUGGCUGUGGCUAACUGUGAGCGCUUGGGCCAGUACCGCAUGCCCUUCGCCUGGACGGCCAUUCACCUUAUUGACAUCAUCAGCGGUACGGUGACAGCUGGGGAACCGAGUACGCCGCAAGAAAGGGAAGGCAGUGCGGCAAACAACCCCAACCGUAAGUCAAGCACCAUUGAGACUCCUCCAACAAGUAAGACCACAAAGCGAAAAGAUGCCGAGAGCUUACCGAGAAGCUACAACGCUAUGAUAGAGCAGAGGAAGUCCUUCCAUGGCAGCCAUCUUACCCAUGUGGGAGACUCGCUUGAUUUUGACGUUCUGCCAGACCUCAGCAAUUUCAGACCCGUCACUCUCUCAGUGUCCAGCUUCUUCAAACAGGAGUCUGAUCGCCUAAAGGACGAGGACUUGUACAAGUUCCUGGCAGACUUGAAGAGACCCACCUCCGUGCUCAAACGCUUAAAGUGUAUUCCUGGGGUGAUAAAGUUGGACAUUUCCCCUCCUGGAGAAAACCCACCGUACUGUCUCACUUCUAGUCUACAUCAGGUCCAUCCGUACCCUGAUGGUCAAGGUAGACCCACCAAGGAGAUAGAAGAGUUCGCUCCCAGAGAAGUCUUCUCUCCCUUCGUUAUAUACGAGAACUUGCUGUACAUCUACCCACAGAGCGUAAAUUUCUCUAGUCGCGGGACGUCAGCACGUAACAUCGCGUGUAAGGUUCAGAUCAUGAGUGGCGAAGAUGAGCAGAAUUGCAUCGAGUGCAUCUUUGGCAAGUCAAGCUGUGCUUCCAUGUCUAAGGAGGCGUAUACUCAUGUCACCUAUCAUAACAGAACGCCUGAUUUCAACGAGGAGAUCAAGGUGAAAUGUCCCGCCCACCUGACCGACCAACACCAUAUCCUGUUCACAUUCUACCACAUCAGCUGCUCUCCUGGCAAAAAGCCCGACGAGAAGGAGGUUGAGACGCCUAUCGGGUAUACGUGGAUCCCGAUGCUGAAGGAUGGUCGUUUGGCUCUUGGCGAGUUCAACCUACCUGUGUCUUUGGACAAGCCUCCUCACAGCUACAGCAUGCUAUCCCCUGAGGUGCAGUUACCGGGUAUGAAGUGGGUUGAGGGUCACAAAGGGGUGUUCCAUGUCGCCGUCAGAGCCGUCUCCUCAAUACAUACACAGGACCCGUAUAUCCACAAGUUCCUGAAGAUGUGUCAUCAGAUAGAAGGCCGCAUGUUGUCCCCAUCACGAAACGCCGAGGGCAACCUCGAGAUGGUGCUGCGUAAGAGCAUCGUGGACUUGUCCAAAGCACGCGAGGAGCCCUUGGUCAGGUUCCUACACAUCAUCAUGGACAAGUUGAUCUUGCUGCUGGUGCGGCCACCUGUUAUAUCUGGUACUGUAGUUAACAUCGGUCAGGCCGCAUUUGAGUCUCUGGCGCAGAUCGUAAACCGCCUCCACUUGCUCCUAGAGAACAACCAGGAUGACCAUAACAGAAACGACCUCCUGGCGUCGUAUGUGACCUUUGUAUUUUCUGCACCCUACACCCUCUCUCCAACUGCAACGCCCGAGCUCUACCCAGGUGACGGGUUUUCGCGCAUCUCUGCUUCCUCUCUUCACGCACCUCACACCAAGCUCACCAUGAGCAGCAGCAAUCCUCAGCUAAACGCAGCUGCCGCGGACGACGAGCGGCAAGGAGGCAAUGGAGGCUGGGAGGAGGAGAGGAGGAGGAGUGGUAGAGACAAAUCCAACUUGCCUGGCAACCGCAGCAGCAUGGCGGAGGGUAGAGUGGGAUCCAUCAACGUGCCUGGGAUGCCCUCUAGCAACAGUAAAAAGCUUGUUCAUGAGGAGAUUGCUCUCCAGUGGGCGGUUGCCAGCGGACCUGUCCGAGAGAUGGCCAUGAAACACGCUUGGUUCUUCUUUGAAGUUAUGAUCAAGAGCAUGGCUCAGCACCUGGACAACACAGACAAGUUCUUCUGGCCUCGCAAGACGCGCUUCCCUGACCAGUUCCUUGGCGAUCUCCGUGCUCUUGUCAACACCACAGUCCAAGAAAUAGUGAACAAGCAGAACGACUUCGCGGUGGUACAGGACUUGAACUCCAGUCUGGGAUUCUUUCUGUACGACCUGCUUUCAUUCAUUGACCGCGGAUUCGUAUUCGAACUCCUAAAGAACUACUGUAAGGAGAUGUUGUACCAGGGAAGCCUCCACUCAAGCCUUGGUCAGCUUAGGCUGGAGCUUCUCCGUAUCGUCUGCAGCCACGAGCAUUACGUCACCCUGAACCUCCCCUACCCCACCUCCCUGUACCCUUCCGAGCCCUCGUCCCCCACCACCUCCCUCUCCUCCCUAAGCAGCACCACCUCCGGCGACACCCUGACCCCUGGUAGCAGCAUGGCGGAGCUGUCCGUGGCAUUUAGGCAGCAGCACUUUCUGGUGGGAUUACUGCUGUCUGAACUCGCGAUGGCACUGGAGGGGUGUGACUUUAACCUCCAAAGCCAGGCCAUUGAUACAAUCCGCGACCUGCUAGCCUGCCACGACUCCGACACGCGCUUUGACGACCCUGUGUGCAGGAGACGAGUGGCUGCCCUCUACCUCCCCCUCCUGGGGGUCGUCAUUGAUGCGCGAACACAGCUCCACGGAUAUAGGGCCGAGGAGACCAGCGGUCUCAAUCCUGACGUUGCCAUGGCAAUAGCCACGUCAAGUGUAGCGUCACAGUGGUAUGAGUCACGCCCUGAGCUAGGAACUCAGCUUUCCCGCGCCCAGCAACUCAGCCCCGAGUCCACGCGCAACCUUCUCAUGGGCUUCCUGUGGGUGUUGAAGAACAUGGACCCCACCGUGCUGGUUCAGUGGUGGACCGACCAGGAUUCCUCCAGGCUGGGUCUUUUGCUAGAUGUACUCCACUUGUGCAUCACGCAGUUCGAGUACACGGGCAGGAAGGAGGUGAGGAACAAAAACGCUUCCACCGCCCCUCGUAGUAAGACCCUAGGCGACGCCAAGGCAACCUUGGAAGAGAUGUUCAAAGGCGAGAAAAGCGCGGCAAGGCAGAUGAUGGAGAGACACUCUAGGGCAUUUGGCCAAGAACGUGGAGCAUCACCUGCUGCGGAGCCGAAAUUGAGGUGGCGAAAAGAACAGACACAGUGGCGACCAAACUCUAGCGUACAAGAAAAGUCUGGUCAGGAAGCUGACGUAAUCGCGUCUCAUAUCGAGGGUGGCCUCUGCGCGGAGAUCAACAUGGUGGUGCUUGACACUCUGGAACUUAUUGUCAAGACGGUAUCGAAAUCCGAGUCGUUGCGUGUUAUCUUGAGUGGGGUCCUACGUGUGCUGCUUCACUGUCUGAGCAGUAACCAAAGCAAACGCACUCUACAGAACAUGUUCAACACACAGCGAUCCAUAGUCUACAAGUUCCCCGAACUGCUGUUUGAAGAAGACACGGAAUUAUGUGCUGACCUUUGUAACCGACUGCUCAACCACUGUAGCUCAUCUAUUGGCGCCAUUCGCGCCCAAGCCUCCGCUUCGCUCUACUUGCUUAUGAGACAGAAUUUCGAGAUUGGCAACAACUUUGCCCGUGUCAAGAUGCAAGUCACGAUGUCACUUUCCACGCUUGUUGGUACCUCACAUGUGUUUAGCGAAGAGUGCUUGCGGCGUUCUUUAAAGACCAUCAUCACGUACGCCGAGUCUGACCACGAGCUCAAGAACACCACGUUCCCUGAACAGGUGCGAGAGCUUGUCUUCAAUCUUCACAUGAUCCUCAGUGAUACAGUCAAGAUGAAGGAGUUCCAAGAGGAUCCUGAGAUGUUGGUGGAUCUUAUGUAUCGCAUAGCCAAAGGGUACCAAAACUCCCCGGACCUCCGGCUGACAUGGUUGCACAAUAUGGCUGCAAAACAUGGCGAGCUGAAGAACGACGUGGAAGCCGCGCUGUGCAUCGUGCACGCUGCUGCCCUGGUCUCCGAGUAUCUGAGUAUGAUGGAGGACAAGCGGUUCUUGCCCGUCGGCUGUGUUGCCUUCGAGAAGAUCUCGCCCAACGUGUUGGAGGAGAGCGCUGUCUCAGACGACGUCGUGUCGCCAGACGAGGAGGGUAUUUGCACUGGUAAAUACUUCAGUGAGAAUGGCCUGAUCGGGUUGCUGGAACAGGCUGCCAUCAAAUUUAUGGACGCGCAAAUGUUCGAGUGCACUAACGAGGUGUACAAGCUGCUGAUCCCCAUCCUUGAGGCGCGCAGAGAGUACGACAAGCUGGCCAUGGUGCAUAGCAAGAUCAGCGAGGCGUUCAAGAAGAUUAUCCAGACGGAAGGCAAGCGUAUGAUGGGCACGUAUUUCCGUGUUGGUUUCUACGGAUCCAAAUUCGGCGACCUUGACGGGGAGGAAUAUGUUUACAAGGAGCCCGCGAUUACGAAACUCCCUGAGAUCUCUCACAGACUCCAGGCAUUCUACGGGGAUAAAUUUGGCGAGGAGUUCGUUGAAGUGAUCAAGGAUUCGAAUGCGGUGGACCGCGACAAAUUAGACCCUAACUUGGCGUACAUCCAGUUGACUUACGUGGAGCCGUUUUUUGAUGAGUACGAGAUGAAGGACCGAAAAACCUACUUCGACAAGAACUACAACUUACGUCGCUUUCUGUAUGUCACGCCAUUCACGCCUAGUGGUAAAGCUCGUGGCGACCUUUGCAACCAGUACAAGCGAAAGACGAUACUCACAGUGGCAAACUCCUUCCCGUACCUCAAGACGCGAGUAUCCGUCAUGCACCGCGAGCAGAUCGUGCUGAGCCCUAUUGAAGUCGCCAUCGAGGAUAUGCAGAACAGGACGCACGAGUUGUAUAAUGCCAUCUAUUCGCAUUCACCAGACGCCAAGAUGUUACAGAUGGUGCUACAGGGGUCUAUCGGCACAACCGUCAACCAGGGUCCACUAGAGAUCGCCAUUGUGUUUCUACACUCAGACACGAAUGCGGACGAUGAGCCGGACUUGGAGCCGCAAGUGUUCAACAGGCAUCACCACAAACUACGGCUAUCAUUCAAAGAAUUCAUGAAGAGGUGCGGUGACGCCCUCCACGUCAACAAGCAGCUCAUCAAGUCAGACCAGCGCGCCUAUCAGAAGGAACUCGAGCGCAACUACCACAAGCUCAUGGAACAGCUAGAGCCACUCCUUAGGAACAAGUUUGGAUCGCUCCGAGGCUCCAUGAGGAAAAAGGAAGGCUCCGCUCUCCUCCGUAAAAUCUCGAUGAGUUUCAACGCGAGCCACAGUGUGGCGUGAGCACGAUGAGAGUAGAAGCUCAUUAUUGUCAACGACAGCUUCAGUUAGACGUCAAGAAAUAACUCUGAGAGUUAUUGCAUUGCGGCCUCACGCUGUUCGCGGGAGGACCGCACGUUAGUCGCGUCGUGGACAAAUAUUCGGCGAUGAUCCCACAGCGGUCGUACGCUGCUCGUGGGUUGAUUGCACAAGGAUCGUUGGAUGGCUGAACACUGACCGCGGCGCCAUCACAGGAUAUUCUCGGCCUGACCGCAAAAUGGUCGCGUUAUGGUUGCACGAUAAUUGCACAGUAUUCACAGGAUUGACGCACGAUGUUCGGAAUUGGUGAAGUGGACGCGUGCUAGUGAACUAUUUUAUUGACGAUACCGAAGCAAUGAUUGCAGGUUAAAGACAAACUCAUUGUAAAAUAGAAACUACAAUAUUUCAUUAAUCGCAAUAUUACUGCUUUAUUUUAUAAAUUGUGUGGUUUGCCACAACGGGAGGGGAAGUAUUUUCAGAGAACAAGAAUAUUUACGGCGCUAUCAAAGUACAAAGUGCAAACAGUAACAGAUUCUUUAUUGAAGCAUUUGUAAAUGUUAAUAGCUAAUAUUUUAGUCGGCUCUUAAGAAUCCUGACAUUCCAAUAGACCUAUGUAUUCCAGUUAGUCGCUCUCGAGAUAUUGGAAAUUCACUGGGUUUCUUGCCUUGGUGAUCCUGUGCUUUUCGUCCUGGCACCCUGAGGGUCCACUGUUUUCGGUGUCUCUUUUUAUAAUGUAAACUUAAUAAAAGUAUGAAAAAGUAUGA
Messenger RNA from Nematostella vectensis (starlet sea anemone), 8036 nucleotides. Its product is annotated as dedicator of cytokinesis protein 7-like. Gene Ontology annotation, molecular function: guanyl-nucleotide exchange factor activity. NCBI's taxonomy places the organism in Eukaryota, Metazoa, Cnidaria, Anthozoa, Actiniaria, Edwardsiidae. The coding region runs from base 880 to 7257 and encodes 2125 amino acids. Gene Ontology annotation, biological process: positive regulation of GTPase activity; small GTPase-mediated signal transduction. The record is from RefSeq and is a predicted model, not a curated record. The transcript is spliced from 47 exons.